Nymphaea colorata (pocket water lily) is the source of this 3455-nucleotide messenger RNA. Its product is annotated as probable LRR receptor-like serine/threonine-protein kinase At1g07650. The coding region runs from base 158 to 3046 and encodes 962 amino acids. Gene Ontology annotation, biological process: protein phosphorylation. NCBI's taxonomy places the organism in Eukaryota, Viridiplantae, Streptophyta, Magnoliopsida, Nymphaeales, Nymphaeaceae. The transcript is spliced from 24 exons. The record is from RefSeq and is a predicted model, not a curated record. Gene Ontology annotation, molecular function: ATP binding; protein binding; protein kinase activity.
CAGUUCUUACGGAAAAGUCAGAUAAAAAGAAAGAAGAAGGGGAGAAAAUCCGGAGAGAAAGAUACAUUAGUGUCCACGAACCCUUUCACUCUGUCUCCUCCGUCAGCUUGCUUGAUUCGUAGAGGAAGUUGGCGAGUCGUGAAUAGAAAGAGAAGAAAUGGAGGGAAUUGGCCGCGGCUCUACUUCGAGGCUUUUCUCUGUUUCGUCCUUCUUCUUCUUCUUCUUCUUGAUUUUGCACAUGGCCGUGCAUUCAUUCGAGAAUUCUCGAUCCGAAGCCGCAAAACUCCCAGACGAAGAAAUUGCUGCUCUCAAAUCCAUUGGAAGCAAAUUGAGGAAACAGAAUUGGAACUUCAGUGUGGAUCCAUGUUCCGAAAGCUCAGGUUGGAACACAACUGACGUGGACUAUGGACAUUUGAACAGUGUCAUAUGUAAUUGCUCUUUCAUGAAUGGGAGUGUCUGCCAUGUAGUAAGCAUAGCUCUAAAGAGUCAGAAUCUAACAGGGGUACUUCCAGAGGAGUUGAACAAGCUGAGGUUUCUGAAUACAUUUGAUCUAGCACUUAAUUACGUCAAUGGGACCAUUCCAGCUGGCUGGGCCUCCUUACCAUUGGUUAAUCUGUCCCUUAUGGGAAAUCGUGUAUCUGGAUCCAUUCCAAAAGAGCUUGGAAAUAUCACCACCCUUGAACAGCUGGUAUUUGAUGCAAACAAGCUUGAUGGGAUUCUUCCUCCAGAUCUUGGAAAUUUGACCAGAUUGACUAGAUUGUCCCUCAAGUCAAAUAAGUUUGCAGGAUCAUUGCCAUCAACCUUUGGAAACCUCACAAGCAUGAAAGACUUCCGGAUCACAGGAAGCAACAUCACUGGGAAGAUACCAGAUUUUAUUCGCAAUUGGAGCCAACUUGAGACCUUGGUAAUAAUGGGCACAUCUAUGGGAGGGCCAAUACCUUCAGGAAUAUCUGUUUUACGGAAUAUGACUGACCUGAGAAUUACUGACUUAAAGGGACCUGGUUCAGGGUUUCCACUGCUGCAAAAUAUGAAAAAAUUGAGAACAUUGAUAUUGAGAAACUGUUUAAUUUCAGGUGAAAUUCCACCAUACAUUGGGAUCCUGACUAAUCUGAAAAUACUUGAUCUUUCAUUCAACAACUUAGCAGGACAAGUCCCACAAUCUAUCGAUGGCCUUAAAGUUCUAGAAGCUGUGUUCCUCAGGAACAAUAAGUUGACUGGGGAAAUACCUGAUUGGGUCUAUCGCAGAGCCAUUAGCUUGGAUUUAUCAGAGAACAAUUUCACAGCGACAGCAUCACUUUUUUGUCCAGCACAACCGGACGUGGUCUCUAGCUUAUCUUCAGUGGAUGAUAAUUCGGUGCCUUCAUGCUUAAGGAAGGAUUUUCCUUGCGAUAGUACACCAAAAUACUAUUCCUUGUUUAUAAAUUGUGGAGGGAAUCCAUAUACAUCUCAUGGGAAUGCAUAUGAAGGAGACACAGAACCACGUGGGGAAUCUAUGUUCUUCUAUAGCCCAACAAAGACUUGGGCUUUUACCAGUACUGGGAGAUCCAUUGAUUCUCAAAGUUUUGAUUAUGUGGUUACAAAUUCAACUCGAUUGCUAAUGGCUGAUCCGACACUAUACAUGAAUGCACGUUCUUCGCCAAUCACAAUGACAUACUAUGGACUAUGCCUACAGAAGGGAAUUUACAACGUCACACUUCACUUUGCUGAAAUAAUUUUCACUAAUGAUCAGACUUAUAGCAGUCUUGGAGAACGGAUUUUUGACGUAUCAAUUCAGCAUGAGAUAGUACUAAAGAAUUUCAACAUUCAGAACGAUGCUGGUGCCCCAGGCAAGGAGGUUAUUAAAAGUUUUAAUGCCAAUGUGACAGAACACACUCUGGAGAUCAGUUUCUAUUGGGCUGGGAAAGGAACUCUUGAUAUUCCUUCAAGUGGGGUUUAUGGUCCUCUGAUUUCUGCUAUUUCUGUGACACCAAAGUUCAAACCUGCCAACUUUGACGAGUCUUCCAAGAUCUCCAUUGUGGUCAUCAUUCUGAUAGUCAUGGCCAGCUUCAUCAUUAUUAUCUUGGUUUUGGUAAUCCUUUGGCUAAAGGGGUAUCUUGGAAAUAGAGAUGUUCUGGACAAAGAACUCAGAGAUCUCAAGUUGAAAAAAAGCUAUUUCAGCUUGAAUCAUAUAAAAACUGCUACAAAUAACUUUGAUUUGGAAAAUAAGGUUGGAGAAGGCGGAUUUGGACCAGUUUACAAGGGAACACUACCAGAUGGAAGAGUAGUUGCAGUUAAACAGCUUUCAUCAAGGUCAAAGCAAGGAAAUCGGGAAUUCCUGAAUGAGAUAGGUGUUAUAUCUGCUUUGCAACACCCAAAUCUUGUGACGUUAUUUGGCUGUUGUAUCGAUGGCAAGCAGUUGAUGCUAAUAUAUGAAUACAUGGAAAACAACUCCCUGGCGCGUGCUCUUUUUGGUCCAACUGAACACCAAUUGAAGCUAGACUGGGCAACAAGAUGCAGUAUCUGCAUUGGAAUUGCGAAAGGUUUAGCUUAUCUGCAUGAAGAAUCCAGGCUGAAGAUAGUUCACAGAGAUAUCAAAGCUACAAAUGUCCUUCUUGACAAGGAGCUGAAUGCUAAAAUAUCUGAUUUUGGUUUAGCAAAGCUUCACGAGGAUGAAAAUACACACAUCAGCACUCGAAUAGCUGGCACUAUAGGAUAUAUGGCUCCUGAGUACGCAACACGGGGAUACUUAACAGAAAAAGCAGAUGUUUACAGUUUUGGUGUUGUUGUCUUGGAAAUUGUAAGUGGCCAAAGCAAUACAAGUGGCUUACCUGGGGAGGAUUAUACUUUUCUAUUAGACAGGGCUUAUGUGCUGCAAGAAAACGGCAACCUCUUGGAGUUGGUAGACCCCAAAUUGGAAUCAAACUUUUCCAAUGAAGAAGCAAUUGUAAUGCUGAAUUUGGCUCUUCUGUGUACCUGUCCUUCACCUUCUCUUAGGCCCAAAAUGUCUGCGAUUGUUGAUAUCCUUGAAGGGCGAAGCACAAUUCAGGAUGUCCUAAAAUUCGAGUAGCAGCAUUUAUGAGUGGAGCUUUCUCAAGUGCAAAGUGGCCUUCUGAAAGGUAAAUUUAUUAUUCAUUCAAAUCAUGUGAUGACCAACCAAUAGUAUAGUUUGUGGUUGAAAAUGUGGGGCCUAUUCCUUAAUAUGUAUUUGAGACCUUGUUGUGCUUGAAAGAUGUCCAGUGAUAAGUGUAUUACUAACAAAACUAUGAUGUUCACUCGUCUACAUGCAAGAACUCCAAUGUACCUAGCUAAAGAGCUAGCUUAAGAUGUGUUAGGUCAAGGUUGAGAGUUUAAUAAUACUGCGUUUGUCCUGAUGACACUUGUUCUAUGGAUCUGGGUCAUAGUCAUGCUCGAUCUAUGUUGUGUGUAUUAUUGUAAAGGACAUACAAUCAAUGCCAAGCCUAUUGUUUUGUGUUUCA